UAGCAGCAGCCGCUCCUUUUCCUCCUCCUCCUUCUCCUCCUCCUGCUGGUGCUGCUGGCGGACGUCCGGCAGCCGCCAUGGCGCUGGCAGAGGCGGGUGUCUGCGGGCGGCUGCUGCUCUGGCCCCGCAUCGUCCUUUUUGGAGACUCCAUCACUGAGUUUUCCUUCCAGGAACAUGGCUGGGGGGCAUUCCUUGCUGAGAGACUUGUCAGAAAAUGUGAUGUUGUAAAUCGGGGACUCUCGGGGUACAAUACCAGAUGGGCUAAAGUGAUCCUUCCAAGACUGAUCAGUAAAAGUUCUGGUGCUGAGAGUACCGUUGCAGUUACGAUUUUCUUUGGCGCUAAUGACAGCGCUUUGAAAGAUCUGAACCCUAAGCAGCACGUUCCUUUGGAGGAAUACGCUGCGAACUUACAGAGCAUGGUGCAGUAUCUGAAGUCCAUAGACAUUGCUGAGGACAGGAUCAUUCUGAUAACGCCGCCCCCUCUUCAGGAAUCAGCGUGGGAAAAGGAGUGCCUUGCCAAAGGUGACAAGCUAAAUCGCCGCAAUGCCACCACGGGGGAGUACGCCCAGGCCUGUGUGCAGGUAGCCAGGGACUGCGGGACUGACGUGCUCGACCUGUGGACACUGAUGCAAAAAAAUCAGGAUUUCUCUUCCUAUUUGUCUGACGGGCUUCACCUGUCAGCCAAAGGAAACAGCUUUCUAGCGGCACAGCUUUGGAAACGCCUGGAAAAUAAACUGUCUGCGCUGCCCUCGUUGCUUCCUUACUGGCGGGAGGUGGACCACCUGCACCCCGAGGCCAGCCUGCUGUGAGGACGUGAUGCAGGAGCCGCAGGAGCCAAGCCUGCUGACGGACAGCCGGUGCCAGCAGUGUGCUGCAGACGUAAGAAUAAAGAUGAGACCGGCGGGUGUGUCGGGGGUGGUUUGUCUGCGUGCAUCCCGUGCCAACAGGCUGGAAAGGUCUGGUGAUAAACUCCGUAGAAGAGCUGGGGGGAAACUGCGCUGAGCUGCCCUGUGACUGCAGGAAGGAAAGAGGCUGCCCUGCGGGUGGCCUGCCCUAGCUCCAGGGCGAUGGAUGCGGUCUGUCACUUUUAACCACCCAGAUGCUGGUAUGUAGCAGCAGCAUAGAUUUUUUUUUUUUUUUUGUCAAGAACAAUUCAUGGCUGGUGUGUUUGGCUGUAAUGAAGCAGUAAAAGCCGUUAUCUGCGCGUUGG
Molecule: messenger RNA, 1210 nt
Organism: Oxyura jamaicensis (ruddy duck)
Lineage: Eukaryota; Metazoa; Chordata; Aves; Anseriformes; Anatidae
Gene: IAH1
Product: isoamyl acetate hydrolyzing esterase 1 (putative)
Exons: 6
Coding region: 78-809 (243 amino acids)
Molecular function (GO): hydrolase activity, acting on ester bonds
Source: RefSeq, a predicted model, not a curated record